Messenger RNA from Psilocybe cubensis, 480 nucleotides. RefSeq lists its product as uncharacterized. Gene Ontology annotation, cellular component: RNA polymerase II, core complex; P-body. Bases 1 to 480 code for a protein of 159 amino acids. Lineage: Eukaryota; Fungi; Basidiomycota; Agaricomycetes; Agaricales; Agrocybaceae. The transcript is spliced from 4 exons. Gene Ontology annotation, molecular function: nucleotide binding; translation initiation factor binding. The record is from RefSeq and is a predicted model, not a curated record. Gene Ontology annotation, biological process: mRNA export from nucleus in response to heat stress; transcription initiation at RNA polymerase II promoter; nuclear-transcribed mRNA catabolic process, deadenylation-dependent decay.
AUGUCCAGACUACGACACCGGCCAGCUGUUGAAGAGGAAGAUGCAUCUGCGUUGAAGCUUGGAAUUGGUGAGGUUCCUUCCGCGAUUUCGCGUCCAACGUUAUUUUCUCAACGCGAAGCCAAAAUGUCUGUUUUUGUGAUAUUAGAAUUUAACCAUGCUGGUUGCUUGCUCAUCUCCGAGGUGAGGUACCUGUUGGAGAAUCGCGAGCAAGAGCCUCCCGAUACUGCCGUCUACAACAAGACUUUGGAAUACGUCAAGACGUUUGCUAAAUUCAACACUACGGACUCGGCCAGUGCUGUUCGAGAGACACUCCGCCGAGAACCUAAUCUUACUCAGUUUGAGACCGCUCAAAUUGCCAACCUUUGUCCUGCGGAUGCUGAAGAAGCAAAGAGCAUCAUACCCAGUCUUGUCAAAAUUGACGACGACCGUCUCCAAGCCCUCCUGGACGAAAUCCAAACCAUGAGAAAGUUCCAAUCAUAA